Molecule: messenger RNA, 1050 nt
Organism: Caenorhabditis elegans
Lineage: Eukaryota; Metazoa; Nematoda; Chromadorea; Rhabditida; Rhabditidae
Gene: srx-3
Product: 7TM GPCR serpentine receptor class x (Srx) domain-containing protein
Exons: 7
Coding region: 1-1050 (349 amino acids)
Biological process (GO): G protein-coupled receptor signaling pathway
Cellular component (GO): membrane
Molecular function (GO): G protein-coupled receptor activity
Source: RefSeq, marked reviewed
AUGGGAGUUUCUCUGAAGCAGUCACUAGGCUUUUUUAUUGGACUUCUUUCUGGAACAAGCUUAAUUUUGAAUGUUCUUGCACUGAUCGCAGUGUUUCGUUUGGCUUUUAUUGUUCGAAAAAAUCAUGUUUAUAUCAUUACAUUCUUUAAUAUUUUGUCAAAUGUUAUUCAAAUGGCAUUGGCAACAUUUUAUCUGGCGCCGACCAUAAUCACAAGUUCCUUCCUCGUCAGUACCGAAAAGAAGAGCAAGUGGACAUUAGUUUUCGGCUCCGCUUUUUUGUUUUUCUGGUAUUUCGAAACAUUUACUCAAAUUGUGAUGGCACUCAAUAGAUAUUUGGUGAUUUGUCUGCAAAAACAUCAUAUCUUCACCACUACAACAACCAUACUCAUUUUCUUGUUUCUCAUUCCAUUUUCAUUUGGACUCAUGUACAACUCACAGUACGUGAAUCCUUGUUGUUCAUUUCUGUUUGACCAAGAAUAUCUUUCUUACUCCUAUUACACAUUGGACGGUGUGACAAACUAUUCCGAUGAAUUUGAUAUACCUCUAAACGCUAGCAGCUCGAUAAUUUCUGGGUUAUGCUAUAUAAAGAUUUUUUGGACCCAACAUAAAUCAUCACCGAUAUGCCCAACGUUUGCUGCCGAGCAACUCAAACGGAGAAGAAAAAAAGAUAUCAGAUACGCUAUACAGUUUAGUCUCACAUUAGUUUUCUACAUUUUCGUCUGGGUAUUUCUGCGCGUACUUCCCGUAAUGCUUGAAAAUCGUCAUGUUGAAUGGUUUAUCUUGGUUCCAUUUUUCUACACAGUUAACUGUUCUUCAGCAGCUAUCAUUAACAUUGGACUCAACAAUGAAGUUCAAAAGAACUUACUUCCCAAAAGCAUAUAUCCUCUUCUUCAACAUUUUGGCCUUACACGGUUCGACGCUCCAACAAUCAACGCUACUCUAGCAUCUGUGACAAUUCAAUCAAAGCCGUCUGUGUUACCAGUUGCUAUUCGGUUCAUUCCUACAAAUCAACACCAACCUUUCCGUUCAAUUGGAGUUAUAAGAGACUAA